GUUCCCAUAUUGAAGAAUCUCUAACACAAUUACUUCUGGUUGACCAACACACAGUAGGGAUGAUUCUUGGAGGCCGUUCUUAUAUGCUGCUCUUGGGAACUGCAGUCUUCCUGCAGAACGUCCUCAGUGAUGAAAAACCUGCCUGGGCAAUGAUUGGCUUUGAUUUGUCAGCAAUGGCACAGGAAACAGAGCAAUAUUUGAAGAGAGAGACAUCUGAUGGUCUUUAUGGCUCAGUCUGCCAAAUAUUCCGCAGUAUUUUUUUCUUAGAAAUUACCAAAAGGAGCCUACAGAUGUUGUAUGUUAGCAGUGCAGUGCUACUCAUUACAGUUAUUGGUUUAUCUAUACUAUGCAUUUUGCUGAAACACAUGAAAAAUGUUAAGCUCAGUCAGGCCAUGACUGAAACACCAGCUCCUGCAGAAGUGAAAUAUGAAUUGACCCAGAACAAUAAAGAAAUCCUUGAACAGUUGGUGAAAAACACCUAUAUGAUCAAUAAAUACAUGAAGUAUGCCAUACGCCUUAAGAAGAAAGAACAGAAAUCUAAAUUAAGAGCAAUUAGAAAGAUUUAUAAAACCGAGAGCGAGGCUUCACUCCCAAUGUGUUACUGCUCUGAUUCCGGUCAAGAGAGUGAAUGAACCUCUAGACUGGAAAGCCUCCCUCUUCCCAAGCGCCAAUCCUUCGUGUUACAAGCAGUUCUGUAAAUGACAAUGCAAACGACAAGUCAAGCCUCAACGCAAAACUUAACACAUGUUGAUAUUAAUAUUAAAGAUUAUACUUGGAAAACUAUGCUGUAGCUUUUCAUAUGAACCUGUUAUCCUAGGCCAUGUCACUUAUACUAAACUGUUAAUAUAGUAGACUCUCAGUUAACUAGAAUCCAAGCAACCAGAAUGUUCAAGCAACUGGAAAAAAAUGAAGAAAUAUUUAAUUUUUUAAGCUGUUUUUAAUAAUACAGAAAAAUAGUUACACUGUAUUACCUUAAUAAAGUUUAUCUUUGUUUUCUA
This is a messenger RNA of Anolis carolinensis (green anole), 998 nucleotides long. RefSeq lists its product as uncharacterized. The record is from RefSeq and is a predicted model, not a curated record. Lineage: Eukaryota; Metazoa; Chordata; Lepidosauria; Squamata; Anolidae. The transcript is spliced from 2 exons. The coding region runs from base 60 to 632 and encodes 190 amino acids.